CUUCGUCUUCCUUCCCGUUAUUAAAAAAAAUUGGGAAUCACUGGAGAAAGAAUCUAACAAAGAAAUCUGGGGAGAGAAAUUCAGAAAGGUGAUUGAGAAACAACAAAAUGGGAAGCGCACCAGCCCAGAUUCCGACUAGUUUUGGCCACGAGCUUAGGGCUUGUCUUCGCUGCCGACUUGUGAAAACCUAUGACCAGGGACGCUGGGUGCGAGAAUUGUCCUUUCUUCAAGAUGGAAGAGGAUCACGAGCGAAUUGUGGAAGUUACUACCCCUAAUUUCAAUGGUAUAAUCUCUGUGAUGGAUCCAAGUAGAAGCUGGGCGGCUAGGUGGUUAAGAAUCGGGAAGUUUGCUCCUGGUUGCUACACUCUUGCUGUCUCAGAGCCACUCCCAGAGGAAAUGCAGCACUUGUGCCAAGAAGAGCGUGUACAAUAUGUUCUGCCGAAACGCAUGUGAAGCAAAGACAGACCAAAGUGUUGCUCUUUCUUAUGUUUGCUUCAUGUAACAGAUUUGUAGAAAACAUCCACUUUCACUUGAAAUAGAGUAUUGUUUCCUUUGAAACAAAAAUGAUCAUGAAUUUAUAAAUCAACAUCUCAGGGAUUUUCGACCAAAUGCUUCUUCAAGAGCAUCGCCUGUGUGUCAAAGUCUG
Molecule: messenger RNA, 646 nt
Organism: Thlaspi arvense
Lineage: Eukaryota; Viridiplantae; Streptophyta; Magnoliopsida; Brassicales; Brassicaceae
Source: the annotation of a GenBank genome assembly